AUGUCUCCAAACAUGACUUGUGAUGCUCUAGCAUCCUUUUCCCCUAAUUCCACCGUGGCCAAAAGGAAAGAAGCCCUAGAGCUCAGAAAGGUGAGUUGUCUUUUAAAUGUGCGCAAAUGUUCUCUAUUUAUUGUACCGCCACUAAACUUGGUUUAUAAUUUUCAGACGAUGAAACCAUUGGUGGAGAAAAGAAGGCGUGCUCGUAUUAACGACAGCCUGAACCACUUGAAGGACCUCAUUCUUCCUCUUACCGGCAAAGAUAAAAGUCGCUACUCUAAGCUGGAGAAAGCAGACAUCUUGGAGAUGACUGUGAGGUUCCUCAGUGACAUGCCCCCUGUCCAAAAUAAAAAUUCCACAGACAGUUACAAAGAGGGCUACAAAGCUUGCCUCCAGCGCGUCUCUGCGCUCCUUCCGAAAAGCAGCCUCGAGCCCGAUGCCACCCGACAGGUGACCGACUUCAUCCAGCGGUCCAUGUCGGCCAACAACAACAGGCAGUGCCACAACUGCUGCAGCCAGAGCUCCGGGGCUUUCCCGCACAUCCAGCAGAGGCUUCUUAGCCUGAAGUCCAGCCUGGGCCACAAACCCGAGGGCGCGGUGCACCCAAGUGGAGCGCGCUCAGCUCCACAGCUCAACAUUGCCCCCAUGUGGAGACCCUGGUAG
Messenger RNA from Syngnathus typhle (broad-nosed pipefish), 660 nucleotides. RefSeq names its product transcription factor HES-2-like. The transcript is spliced from 3 exons. Gene Ontology annotation, molecular function: DNA-binding transcription factor activity, RNA polymerase II-specific; RNA polymerase II cis-regulatory region sequence-specific DNA binding; protein dimerization activity. The record is from RefSeq and is a predicted model, not a curated record. Gene Ontology annotation, biological process: regulation of transcription by RNA polymerase II; regulation of neurogenesis; anterior/posterior pattern specification. Gene Ontology annotation, cellular component: nucleus. NCBI's taxonomy places the organism in Eukaryota, Metazoa, Chordata, Actinopteri, Syngnathiformes, Syngnathidae. The coding region runs from base 1 to 660 and encodes 219 amino acids.